UUUAUGGUUUUUGGUGCAAUUGUAAAUGGGAUCAAUUCUUCAAUUUCUCUUUCUGCUGCUUCAUUGUUGGUAUAUAGAAAUGCAACAGAUUUUUGUACAUUAAUUUUAUAUCCUGUGACUUUGCUAAAUUCAUGUAUCAGUUCUAGCAGUUUUCUGGUGAAGUCUUUCAGAUUUCCCAUGUAUAGUAUCAUGUUGUCUGUGAAGGGUGAAAGCUUGACUUCCUCCUUGCCUAUUUGGAUGAUUUUUAUUUCUUUUUGUUGUGUUAUUGCUUAGGGUAGGACUUCCAACACUACAUUGAACAACAGUGGUAGAAGUGGACAUCCCAGUCAUGCUCCUGACCUUAGUGUUUUCCCCACUGAGGAUGAUAUUUGCUGUGGGUCUUUUGUAUAUGGCCUUUAUGAUCUUGAGAUAUGUUCCUACUAUUCCUACUUUCUUGAUGGUUUUUAUAAAAAAGGAUGCUAUAUUUUAUCAAAUGCUUUUUCUGCAUCUAUGGAGAAGUCCAUGUGGUUCUUACGCUCUUUUAUUCAUGUGAUGUGUCACAUUGAUUGAUUUGUGGAUAGUGAACCAUUCCUGUGCACACCUUGCACUUCUGGUCUGACACCGUGCCAUCGGGCACCUCGUCCUCGUGACUGGGCUUUUUCUCCUACUGGUUCUCCUCCCUGGCCCUGUUCUGCUUGGACACAGCUGCGGCUCCUUCAGCUUGUGCAUGAUGAAGAGGUGCUUGGACAGCGACGGGUGCGAUGUGUAGCCGGCACUGGUAGGAGGAGUCAUCUGACUUGUGCUGAGGGUGAAUACUUGUUCAUGCCUCCCAGCCUUGACCUGGCUGAUAGAGAUCAGAUGGUGACUGAAUAGAAGCUGCCCCAGUCCUGGGUCCAUGAUGUACGCACCAGUUGAGUUUUCAGAAGUUGAUUACCCACAAGUUGAAUAUCAAAGAAGACAACAAUUUUGGGAUCCUAUACGUCUAGCUCUUUUCACAUUGGCAAUUGUAGCAAUCAUAGGAAUUGCAAUUGGUAUCGUUACUCAUUUUGUUGUUGAGGAUGAUAAGUCAUUCUAUUACCUUGCCUCUUUUAAAGUAACAAAUAUAAAAUACAAAGAAAAUUAUGGAAUGAAAAGCUCAAGAGAGUUUAUAGAAAGGAGUCAUCAGAUUGAGAGAAUGAUGUCUAGGAUAUUUCGACGUUCUUCUGGAGGAGGUCGGUUUAUCAAAUCUCACGUUAUCAGACUGAGUCCAGAUGAACAAGGUAUGAACAUCCUUAUGGUGCUUAUGUUUCGAUACCCAUCUACUGAUAGUGCUGAGCAAAUCAAGAAAAAAAUUGAGAGGAUUUUAUAUCAAAGUCUGAAGACAAAACAGUUGCCUCUGACUAUAAACAAAUCAUCAUUCACACUCACAUCCAUCGACAGCAAAAAGAUGAGGAAUCUUCUCAACAGCCGCUGUGGAAUAAGGAUGACAUCUUCAAACAUGCCUUUACCAGCAUCCUCCUCUACUGAGAGGAUUGUCCAAGGGAGGGAAACAGCCAUGGAAGGCGAGUGGCCAUGGCAGGCCAGCCUCCAGCUCAUAGGUUCCGGCCAUCAGUGCGGAGCCACCCUCAUCAGUAACACGUGGCUGCUCACAGCAGCUCACUGCUUCCGCAAAAAUAAAGACCCAAGUCAAUGGAUUGCUACUUUUGGUACAACUAUUACACCACCUGCAGUGCAACGAAGCCUGGGGAAAAUUAUCCUUCAUGAAAAUUACCAUAGGGAAACAAAUGAAAAUGACAUUGCCUUGGCUCAGCUUACCAACCGAAUUGAGUUUUCAAAUAUAGUCCAGAGAGUUUGCCUCCCAGAUUCAUCUAUAAAGUUGCCACCUAAAACAAGUGUAUUUGUCACAGGUUUUGGAUCCAUUGUAGAUGAUGGACCCACGCAAAACAAACUUCGGCAAGCCAGGGUGGAAACCAUAAGCACGGAUGUGUGUAACAGGAAGGAUGUGUAUGAUGGCCUGAUAACUUCAGGAAUGCUAUGUGCUGGAUUCAUGGAAGGAAAAGUAGAUGCAUGUAAGGGCGAUUCUGGUGGUCCUCUGGUUUAUGAUAAUCAUGACAUCUGGUACUUAGUUGGUAUAGUAAGUUGGGGACAAUCAUGUGCUCUUCCCAAGAAACCUGGGGUCUACACAAGAGUGACUCAGUAUCGAGGAUGGAUUGCCUCAAAGACUGGUAUCUAGUGUGAAUUGUCUAUGAAUUAUAUGCAUGGCAUAUGAAGCUGAAAUUCCUGCAUAUUGUAUAUUAUUUAUAUUCAUGCGGUUUGGAUCAGUGCUUUUUCUGGAUGUCAAGAAAUCCUCUGGCUCAGACCUAUGUAAUAUCAUGAAGUGGUCUUUGCACACAAGUGACCGAACUCUUUCUCUACCCUGUGGGAGGAAGACAGAGAAAAUGGCAAUAGCACCAACUCCUCACAAGGGAAACUGUGGUACUUAUAAUAAGAGGACUAUUUAUAAUGGUUUCCCCCAGUGGAAGACAAGGAACACCAUUUUUCACAGGAUAUGAUGAGCUGCCAGGGCUGCCAAAAACUUACUCAGAGUAUAUCCUGGAGCACCUGUGACUCUUGUAUCAAACAGCUGUCUUCCCUGAGAAUUCAGAGCUUCAACAUUCAAAGACUGAUGGCUGGACGUUCACUGGCUAGAAUGGAGAAGCAUGGAAUUACAAUAUAACUUGAACUCUAACCUGUGUUUCUAAAUAAUAAUACAAAGCAUUAUCAUUAAUAAGACUUGUGAUUUAGAAGAUGUUUGGGUGUACCUGAACUUGCUGUUAACACUUACAUACACAAAGACUAGCUUCAGGAUAAAAGCUGUAUUGUGAAGGAGUGUUUCUGAUUUAUUCUUUAACAGCAUCUUGCCAUCCAUAUAUCAAUUGAAGUCAGGCCAGAAAGAAGAAAAAGAAGAAUCUUGGGAGCAUUUUUCCAUGUGUACGAGGAGGAUAAAAAGAACUGAUGGGACAUAGGCUAGUUGAGUUGCUUUCAAAUGAUUAAGGGCAAGAAAAACACACCUUAGAUUUUUGGUGGAAUGAGCUAUCCAAUUAUUUAUUUAGACAUAUGUACAGCAGCAUACAGUAACUGGUGCUUUUGUAAGCAUAGAAUUGUAAAGUCUUCAGCUCUCUGCCAGGUCAGAUAUCUAUCAGGUUGGGAGAAUUGAUUUGCGUAAGCACUUCGGACAGUGCCUCACAUAUAUUAGGCACUAUGUGGAUAUUUCCUGUAUGUGGAGGAAAGGAAUGCCUCCAUGAGUUUUAAGAUAAAUUAACUUUGUCAAAUGAGUGAAUGGCUUUGGGACUUAAAUACAGCUCAGAGUCUAAUGGCAGAGAGCACAGCCUUUGGAACCAGACUGCCCAGGCUAAACGUUGGCUUUGCCACGUAUGAACUGUGUGUCCUGAUGCAGGUUUCUUGACAUCUCUGUGCAUUAGCACUUUUAUCUCUACAAUUAGAAUAAAAUAAUACCUACCUCACAUGGUUGUUAUGAGGAUUAAAUGCAUUAGUAAAAGUAAAGCACUUGGAACAGUGUCUGCACACAGUAGUCUCUCAAUAUGAACUAGCUACUGUCAAUUAUUAUUAAUGUGCUUUGGACUCAAUAAAACAGCAUAUUUUUUAAAAGCAGUCCCUUCUUUAAAAUCAUGUAAUUGAUUUAAGAAUGCUUAAAUAACACUGUAAAAAAAAACCCUAAGUGAUCUACCGGAUUUUCAAAAUCAUGUUUUGAUAUCUCAAUAUGUUUAGGACUAUGUCUGGUUAUAGACAUAGUUGUAGGGUAUGUGGUCAUCAGUCACCGGGGUUGUGACUACAGAGAUGCAGCAGUAUUCAUCUUCAGGGUUCACAUGUACGACCAAAGUGCUUGAUUUCUUGUUCUGAUAUAUCAGAGAAAAAUCUAGCCUUUCUAUUUCUUUAAUGACAAAGUUUUGUUAAUUUACAUGUAUGUAUGUUUAUCUGUAAUAUAUGUAAACAAGAUAAAUAUAACUUAAAAACUUUCCUAGUUAUCAUUUACAUCUUAAUAUUGAG
Messenger RNA from Acinonyx jubatus (cheetah), 4005 nucleotides. It is a transcript of the gene TMPRSS11F, whose product is annotated as transmembrane serine protease 11F. Gene Ontology annotation, molecular function: serine-type endopeptidase activity. The record is from RefSeq and is a predicted model, not a curated record. Lineage: Eukaryota; Metazoa; Chordata; Mammalia; Carnivora; Felidae. Gene Ontology annotation, biological process: proteolysis. The transcript is spliced from 11 exons. The coding region runs from base 875 to 2191 and encodes 438 amino acids. Gene Ontology annotation, cellular component: plasma membrane; extracellular region.